UCCUUUAACCUCUCAACCUUGAGGUUUUAUUAUUGCCUAGCUUGUUUAGGUCAUAAAAUAAAUCCGAUCCAUCUUAAUUGAUUUUCUCUCAUGUCGAGUAGUGACAGGGGGAAGGACUUGGUCGAGGGGUCAUCAAGAUCCCCUGGCGGCGAUCAACCGGCUACCCUGAGCCGUUACGAAUCACAGAAACGGAGAGACUGGAAUACUUUUGGUCAGUACUUGAAGAACCAGAGGCCACCAGUCUCACUCCCACAGUGCAAUAGCAGCCAUGUGCUUGAUUUCCUGAGAUACCUAGAUCAGUUUGGGAAGACUAAAGUUCACUUACAAGGGUGUAUGUUUUUUGGGCAGCCCGAGCCGCCUGCUCCUUGCACCUGCCCGUUAAGGCAGGCUUGGGGCAGCCUUGAUGCACUCAUCGGACGCCUUAGAGCCGCCUACGAAGAGAACGGUGGCACUCCGGAGACAAACCCUUUCGCUAGCAGCACGAUUCGUGUUUAUCUUCGAGAAGUGAAGGAGUGUCAAGCUAAGGCAAGGGGGAUCCCUUAUAAGAAGAAAAAGAAGCCAAAUCAAAGCAAUGACUUUGACGAAUCCAGUUCUAGGAUGCGCUUCGCUUGAUUCUAUUCUAUGCCUGCUUUAGAAAAUGGAUGAUGUGGCUCAUCCUGGGAUUGUAAAAAUGGAAAAUGGUGUUGCAGCUAGGCGGAGUACUACUUUUGUAAUUCAAUAAUGCUCUUUCAUUUGUUUUUCCAAAUAGUUUAUGAUGUAGCCUAGUGCUUUCAUCUAAAUAACUGUCAUGUUGGUUUUAUGAGUCUCCUUUUGGGGAUUUGGGAUCGAAUGUGUAAGCUCCUAUUAUUUUUAUAUCAAAAACUCUGUAUAAAUUCAACUUUAUGCGUUAA
Molecule: messenger RNA, 890 nt
Organism: Cornus florida
Lineage: Eukaryota; Viridiplantae; Streptophyta; Magnoliopsida; Cornales; Cornaceae
Product: protein LIGHT-DEPENDENT SHORT HYPOCOTYLS 10
Exons: 2
Coding region: 91-612 (173 amino acids)
Biological process (GO): mRNA transcription; response to light stimulus
Cellular component (GO): nucleus
Source: RefSeq, a predicted model, not a curated record